AUGUUUUUACCACGAUCUCUUAAAGUCAAGAGGAGUCCUGAUGAGGACAAAAGCACAGCUAAGAAGAACAAAUUGUCUUUGGGAGAAUGUUCGUUAGAGGAGACUUCAGAGGCCCAAGAGACCCAAGACUUCGAGUCAGCUACAAAAGAAACUUCUGCUUCAGGAUGCAGUUUGUCUGAAGUUGUACAAGAGUGCAGAGCGACUGUAGCUAUUCCAUCAGAUCUUGGGGUUGCUAAUACACCUUUAGGAAAGGACAGCCAAAAUACUGAUGAAGAAAGCUCUUUGGAAGAACCUGUAAAAUCUUUCAGCAAAUCGCAGCGCUGGGCAGAGCCUGGGGAACCUGUAUGUGUUGUCUGUGGUCGUUACGGAGAGUACAUCUGUGAUAAAACAGAUGAAGAUGUGUGUAGCUUGGAGUGCAAAGCCAAGCACCUUUUACAAGCUCAGGAAAAGCUAAAAUCUGACCAAGUCGUGGAAGCAGAAAAUGACCUUGAUACAACCUAUUCCUAUAAAGAUCACUCCUUUAUUUUAAGUUUGCAAGAUGAGCACAUCAGGAACCUUAAAUUGCAAUUGGGUAUUGUUGUCCUGGGCCAGCAAGUGCCAAGACCCAUCAUUGAGUUUGAACACUGUGGUUUUCCUGAAACUUUAAACCGUAAUUUGAAGAAUUCUGGCUAUGAAGUUCCAACUCCCAUCCAAAUGCAAAUGAUUCCUGUUGGACUACUGGGAAAGGAUAUUUUGGCUAGUGCAGACACUGGCUCAGGAAAAACAGCAGCCUUCCUGCUCCCAGUUAUUAUGAAGGUUUUAAAGGAGACUGAAACCCCCUCUGGACUUAUUUUAGCACCAACAAGAGAAUUAGCAAUUCAGAUAGAGAGACAAGCUAAAGAACUGAUGGCUGGUUUACCAAAUAUGAGAACAGUCCUCCUUGUGGGAGGAUUACCCCUGCCACCACAGCUUCAUCGUCUCAAGCAAAGUGUGAAGGUUAUAAUUGCAACACCUGGAAGACUUCUAGAGAUUUUAAAGCAAAGUUCUGUUCGACUCCAUGGAAUAAAAAUUGUAGUAGUGGAUGAAGUGGAUACCAUGUUAAAAAUGGGUUUCCAGCAGCAAGUGUUGGAUAUUUUGGAAAACAUUUCUCAUGGUCAUCAAACCAUCCUGGUGUCAGCUACAAUUCCAGUGGGCAUUGAACACUUGGCAAAUCAGCUUCUGCACAAUUUUGUAAGAAUAACAAUUGGAGAAAAGAAUCUGCCGUGUUCUAACGUUCGCCAAAUUAUCUUAUGGGUGGAAGAACCAUCUAAAAAAAAAAAGCUGUUUGAAAUAUUAAAUGAUAAGAAACUCUUCAAGCCUCCAGUGUUGGUGUUUGUGGACUGCAAACUAGGAGCAGAUUUGUUGAGUGAUGCUGUUCACAAGAUUACAGGACUGCAAUGUGUAUCCAUGCACUCUGAAAAAUCUCAGGUGGAAAGAACAGAAAUAUUACAGGGAUUACUUCAAAAGACAUAUGAAGUUAUAGUAAGUACUGGAGUCCUUGGACGAGGACUUGACCUUGUCAAUGUGAAACUGGUAGUAAAUUUUGAUAUGCCUUCCAGUAUGGAUGAAUAUGUACAUCAGGUUGGAAGAGCAGGGAGACUGGGUCACAGUGGAACUGCAAUUACUUUUAUCAACAACAACAGCAAGAAGCUCUUUUGGGAUGUUGUGAAGAGAGUGAAGCCAACAGGCACCAUUCUUCCUCCCCAGCUGCUCAAUUCCCCAUAUCUUCAUGACCAAAAGAGAAGGGAACAACAGAGACUUAAACAGUUACAGAAUAGCCUUGUAACAGGAGACAACCUUAUGGACAUUAUUAGAAAACACGACAAAAAUAAUUCUCAGAGGUAGUAAAGGUGCAUUUUUAGCUAUCUUAGGUAAUUAUAAUGAAAAUUUUAUUGAAAAAUAAAUAU
This is a messenger RNA of Tinamus guttatus (white-throated tinamou), 1925 nucleotides long. RefSeq names its product DEAD-box helicase 59 (gene DDX59). The record is from RefSeq and is a predicted model, not a curated record. Gene Ontology annotation, cellular component: cytosol. Lineage: Eukaryota; Metazoa; Chordata; Aves; Tinamiformes; Tinamidae. Gene Ontology annotation, molecular function: nucleic acid binding; ATP binding; RNA helicase activity.